This is a messenger RNA of Aspergillus heteromorphus CBS 117.55, 1832 nucleotides long. RefSeq lists its product as uncharacterized. Bases 1 to 1761 code for a protein of 586 amino acids. The record is from RefSeq and is a predicted model, not a curated record. NCBI's taxonomy places the organism in Eukaryota, Fungi, Ascomycota, Eurotiomycetes, Eurotiales, Aspergillaceae. The transcript has 3 exons. Gene Ontology annotation, molecular function: acyltransferase activity, transferring groups other than amino-acyl groups.
AUGCCCCAAACGAACCCCAAUAAUCAAGCCGAGGCUGGACCGCCUGUAUACGCCCUCUCGCCCCACUCCCCAACCACCCAAACCCACCUCCUCCCCCUCCUGCGCGCCCACCUCCCCUACUCCCUCCCGCUCCUCCGCCGUAUCCAACACGAGAUCGCCCAUCCUUCUCCCCACGCGAGAAUCCUAACCACCCUGUCGGGUCUGGCCCCAGCCUCGUCUUCAGGGGCAACCUCCGAGCCCGAGUCCGAGCCCGAAUCUAAAUCCGACGCUCAGUCGAUCGAGACUCUGCCUGCGAAGCCGUGUCCGUGUCCUCGGGCCUGCCUGUCAGUGCCUGACGCUGCUAGCCCAGUCACUAUCAAUACCCGGGAAGCUGGACCUACCUGCACGACAUGCACAUCCGUCCAUCUAGCCCCGGAGGAUCCCGAUGACAUCACAACCACCAACUCUAAGAAUGAGGCGAACAAGGCGCUCCCAGCAAGCAUUCCCAGUCCCGCUUCCGCAAGCAAGGCGAAGAAUCAGGUCAUCGAAAACGACGACGAGCCCUGGCUAAUCGCGUACAUCGACCUCCCCUCCGGCCGGGAAACCCAGGCCGUGGUGUAUUGCAAUCUGGAACAUCCCUGCCACCAGCAGAAGCACAAUCCUUCAACUGUACCAUCAUCAUCAUCAUCUUCUUCUUCUUCUAAAAAUAACAUCCCUGACGAAAAGGAUAAACAAACCAUCAAGGAGGAUCUCGAUGACGAUCAACAAGACGACGAUGAUAACAAUAAUACUGGAAAAAGAAUCUCCGCCCUCCCCAUCCCCACUCACAGCCACACCUUACAUCACAUCCGCGCGCAGUUCCUCGCGCUGUUGGGAUAUAUCAAAUCCCACCUCUUACCGGAGUAUCGUGCCGUUCAGGCAGCGGCCGGUAUGGGCGCGAAUGGGAACGGGAACGGGAAUGCCAUCGUAAAAGACCACCAGAUCCCGCCCCCGCCAGACGGGGCAUACCUAUUUGGGAAUCUGCAUACGGGGGUCUUCGGGUCGUUGUUUUCGGAUGGUGGCGUGGGGUAUUCUUUACCCUCACAGUCCGAUGGUACGGGUACAGGUCAGGGUAUACCUGGAGCUGAACCUGAGGCUGAGGAUGAAAGAGAGUUCGUGCCUGAGGUAAAGGUACACCGGUAUGAUCGCGUGCCGUACGUGAAGUAUCUUUUUCGGGAGGGGGCUUUUGCGAAGACGAAGACGAAGACGAAGGGAGACGGGGAGAAGGAGAAGGGUGAUCUCCCGACUGGGUUCCGGUUUUCGGAUGCACAGGGUAGGGAGGGCGUGCAGAGGAGGGAUCUGGGACUGGUGAGGAGUCGCACGGUGAUUCCCCGCUCGGAGGAGACGUUGGCCAUUUUGCCGAGUGCCGCGGUUUAUCGAGAUUCUUCUUCUGCUGCUGCUGGGUCUGGUGUUGCUGUCGCUUCUGUGGGAGAAGAAGAGGGAGAGGGAAAGAAGAGCGAAGCAGAACCAGAAUCAGAAUCACCCAUAGCAUGGGCCUUCCUCGGGCCCGACGGGAGUCUGGCAACCUUACAUGUCGAGACACCUUACCGUGGACAAGGACUAGCCGGGUGUGUGGCCCGAGAAGCCAUGCGGAGGGGAAUGAAGGAUAUCCAGCGCGAAAAGGAAGGAGAGAGAUGGGUGCAUGCGAACGUGGCGAUGGAGAACCGGGCAAGUCGGCGGGUGAUGGAGAAGUUGGGGGGGGAGUUGGCCUGGACGGUGACGUGGAGUGUUUUGGAGGUGUGAUUGAUUCAUUUUUAUUUUCGCUGUAUAGAGAUGUUUGGAUACUAUUUGGAACUAACUUUGUAGAUGAUGUU